Messenger RNA from Pseudozyma flocculosa PF-1, 525 nucleotides. RefSeq lists its product as uncharacterized. NCBI's taxonomy places the organism in Eukaryota, Fungi, Basidiomycota, Ustilaginomycetes, Ustilaginales, Ustilaginaceae. The transcript has 5 exons. The record is from RefSeq and is a predicted model, not a curated record. Bases 1 to 525 code for a protein of 174 amino acids.
AUGCUUCUCAAUUUGGGUCCGCCCACAGAGCUGUCGACGGCCAAGAUCAAGGAGCGUCGUGCACGCGUCGCCGAGCAGAUCAAAGCUUCCACCAACCAAUAUGUCAUCGCCCUCGAGAGCGCCAUCGAGGAGCACGAAGAAGCGCUCGAGGAGAGCUACCGCAGGUUCAAGCAGGAGGAGUCCAGCCGCAACGAGAGCAUCGCCGAGGACUGGCAGGCCAUCGGUGAGAUCUACGGUCAACUUCAGCGUGGUCACAAGAAGCUCUGCGAGUACAUCCGACCCAUCCAGGACGAGGCGCUCGCCAAGGUCGAGCAUAGUCUGCAGGGGAUUGAACAUCACUGCGAAACGGAGGUGGAGAUCAUCGACCAGUGCGAAGGCUACGCCAACGGCAACGGUGCGGGAAGCAGCGACCAAGGAAGCGAGCGAGGACAGCGCAAAUCGCCCAAGAGCGGAAACGGCAAUAAUGGCGACGGCAGCGAAGGUAGCGGAGGUGGCAGCAGCAAGAACGGCAAGCGAAAGGCCUAG